Molecule: messenger RNA, 1074 nt
Organism: Triticum aestivum (bread wheat)
Lineage: Eukaryota; Viridiplantae; Streptophyta; Magnoliopsida; Poales; Poaceae
Product: mediator of RNA polymerase II transcription subunit 33A-like
Exons: 7
Coding region: 67-1074 (335 amino acids)
Biological process (GO): regulation of phenylpropanoid metabolic process
Cellular component (GO): mediator complex
Source: RefSeq, a predicted model, not a curated record
GUGUAUGCAGUCCAUGUGAAUGGCAAUGGUUUUCAGUUUCAAUCUGCUAUCGAGAUUAUAAAAGAAAUGUCCAAGACAGCCCAAGCAAUUAAUGAGGCAAGUUGGCAGGAAACUUUUAAAGCUCUUUGGAUUUCUGCCCUUCGUCUUGUACAGCGGGCUAGAGAACCUCUAGAGGGUCCAAUUCCUCAUCUAGACACAAGAUUAUGCAUGCUAUUAGCUCUUAUUCCACUAGCAAUUGCUGCAAUUCUCAAGGAAGAAACUGAUGCAUGUAGAGCUGAAGGAAACAAAAGUCUGCCCCGAAGACUAGGACUUGUAUCUUCUCUUCAGGAUUUGGUGCAAUAUUCAGGACUUCUUGUACCACCUUCAUCGUUGGUGAAUGUGGCCAAUGCUGCGGCUUCAAAAGCUGCAAUAUUUAGGGCCAACUGUAAGGUUGUUGGUGGCAACCCUAGCAUGAUUGGUCAGAGUCACUCUUCGACGAAAGCUGUUGGAAACAUGCUACAUCUUAUAGUUGAAGCCUGUAUUUCGAGGAAUUUGAUUGACACAACUGCUUACUUGUGGCCUGGUUAUGUUGUACUACCGGGGCAUUCAAAGAAUACAUCUUUACCCCAGGAAUCGCCAUGGGUAAACUUUAUGCAAGGAGCUCCACUAUCUGAUCCACUGAAAAAUGCUCUCAUUGCUACUCCUGCUUCAAGUGUUGCAGAACUGGAUAAACUGUACCACAUCGCAUUGAAUGGUUCAGAACAAGAAAAGUCAGCUGCAGCUAAAAUUGUGUGCGGUGCAUCACUUGUGCGGGGUUGGAAUAUUCAGGAACAUGUCGUCCGCAUGGUGGUCAAGUUAUUGUCGCCUCCUUUGCCCUCAGAUUCUUCAUUACAGGGGAGCAUGAGCCACUACCUUAGUCAGAAGUCUACCUUAAAUGCAAUCUUACUUGGUGUCUCAUAUGUCGAUGCUGUCAACAUUUUUUCUUUGUAUGGAAUGGUUCCAGAUGUUGCCGCCAGUCCAUCGCUGAUGUGGAGGCCAGAUCACAACCAUUUAUCAAGGGGCAACCAUUUGACCACAUUGCGCACGAGAAUCUAG